ACAUGGCGCAAACCUGAGCUCCUCCAACAUCACAGAUUGAAAAAAUGGCCCGCUACGCUGCAGCUCCUGCUCUUGAGACCAAAUCCGCUAAGGCUCGUGGUGAGUACCUCCGUACUCACUUCAAGAACUCUCGUGAAGUUGCUUUCACGUUGUCUGGCAUGAAGUUGAAGAAGGCUCUUGUUUUCCUUCAAAAUGUCAAGGACCACAAGCAGGCUGUUCCCUUCCGUCGUUUCAACGGUGGUGUUGGCCACUCUGCUCAAGGCAAGGAGUUUGGCGCUGUUCAAGCUCGCUGGCCCGUUAAGUCCUGCCAAUUCUUCGAGGGCCUUUUGAAGAACGCUGAGGCCAACGCUGAGGCCAAGGGUUUGGAUGUCGACAACUUGGUUGUUAAGCACAUUCAAGUCAACCAAGCUCCCAAGCAACGCAGACGUACCUACCGUGCUCACGGUCGUAUUACUCCUUACCUUAGUCACCCUGCUCACAUUGAGGUUAUUGUUGCUGAGGAGGAAGAGGCUGUCCCCAAGGCUGAGGAGAAGGCUGUCCGCAUUUCUUUGAAGCAAGGUGCUAAGGCCCGUAACUUGGCUGCCCGCAAGGCCAUCACUGCUUAAACUUUGAUGUUCGAGAAAUCUCUGCAAGUUUUAUGAGCUAAUUUCAUGUUCAUCGCGUUCAACAGAACUAGUCUAGCUACUCUGCCCAGUCCAAGCGGAUCGAUGCGAAUAAAACGAGCAUUUUGGUACAA
Schizosaccharomyces japonicus yFS275 is the source of this 736-nucleotide messenger RNA. RefSeq names its product 60S ribosomal protein L17. Bases 45 to 605 code for a protein of 186 amino acids. The record is from RefSeq and is a predicted model, not a curated record. Gene Ontology annotation, cellular component: large ribosomal subunit; ribosome. Lineage: Eukaryota; Fungi; Ascomycota; Schizosaccharomycetes; Schizosaccharomycetales; Schizosaccharomycetaceae. Gene Ontology annotation, molecular function: structural constituent of ribosome. Gene Ontology annotation, biological process: translation. The transcript has a single exon.